AUGUGGAAGCUCCUCCCAUGGUCCGGCAGGCAGCCAUCCGGGUAUCCACAGCGACAAUGCUUCUUCUGCUGCACUACCAGCAUCAUCCUCCCCCCGUAUGGACCUGACAACAAGGCUCAUGGAUCGAGCAAUGUCCACACUCCACAUCCUUCCACAGUCGCAACGUCAUGCACUACCAUCAUCUCCACCGGCACACCCAUCAACUGGUUUUGCUCGCAUUGUCACUGCCAGAACGUCACACUCGAAGAUGGCACCCUUGUUGAACAAUAUACACGUCCAAUGUGGGACGAAGAAUGGAAUCGAAAUCGAAGCCACCUUCUUCAGCACACUCGACCGUCAAAGUCAGGCAAACCGGCCAAGACUUCCUCACCAACCCAGCCCAGAACUUUGCCCGGCAAAGACGGAUUUACAUUCUGCCACACGUGUCGAACGAACCAAGUGCUGAGGCUCAACAUGCUUGCCGACUAUCUGCCUAGCGAGGAUGAUGCAGAAUACCGAGAGAAGCUGGAGGAGCUGCCGGCGUACGAGGCUUCGAUAGCUGCGAGAUACCCAGCGGUCUGCGCUGAUUGCGCGCCGAAAGUGCAGGAGAGGAUAUCGGAAAGAGAUCAGUUCGCUCGUAGUUGGAGCUUGGGCAAGUGGCUAGAGCUGAAGAAGAAGGCUUCGCUGGCUGACUUGGCCGAUGGACAAGGUGCGAGAGGAGCAAAAGCGUCAGUCUCUUCAUCCGAUCCGAUACCGUCCAACACAAAGGGUGGUCUUCGCUCUGCCACAACGGUGCGACUCGGCAUAGCAAGUCGUAUAAGCGGCAUCGUAGACUCUGAGCACGGCUCAAGGCUGGCCAUGGCUGUCUUUGUGCUUGUCAAUGCGAGCAUAUGGGCUGGAUACCUGGCUGUGUGUCUGAAUCCAGUUGCAGCGGCUUCCAGCGUGCAGCUAUUCCGAGAUCGCAUCCAGUCGCAGCCGUUUUCCACCUACACAGCGUCGGCCGCGUUGCUCGCUCUGUUGGCCACACCGAAGUUGCUACAGAAGUGUUCGCGCUUCGACCCUCUCAAACGCUCCUCCGACAAGGCACGAGCGCGGCAGAUGCGAGUCGAGGCAACUGGGCUGCAACUUUGGCGUCUAAGUCAGCAAAUCAUCCUCUCUGUUCGGAUCACAAUACUUGUUCUGACAGCCAUUGCAUCCUUACGCGCCGAUAUGUUGGACAGCGCCAUUUGCUGGCUGCAGCGGGAUCCGACCCAACUCUUGUGGCUCUCGGCGCUCACGAUGUUGACCAGUGAAACCAGCAUUACCCUGCUCGCUGCAUCUCAGCUGAGAUUAGACUCUCCUACACCGCUGCAGCUUGUAUCGAAACCUAUUGUACCAAAUGGUGCUCCCAGCAGGAUCGAUUUUGCUAACGACCCCCUUCUCACUAGUCUCAGUCUUUGUGCUGCCGCACCGCAAUCCAGUCAGUCGAACGGGUUCGGAAUGGCUACCGCAGGGUCGCAAGAGGACAACGAGACAUUCUUGCCUCAGCCUCAACGAGACGCAGAUGGAGACGCAGUAAUGCAAGAUGCUGCUACCUACACUGCACGUCGUGCAUCCAUCUCAUCCGAACAAGAAUGGGAACAAUGCUCAUCACAAAUUGCUCCCGCACCAGCACGACCAUCAGUAUCGACUUGGUCUAGCAAUUCCUUUGCACCCGCUUCUGCGGCUACAUCGACUAGCAUCAACAGAAGCAAUACUAGAUGCCCACCGAAAAAGUACAACAAUUUUCAAUUGGGUCCACAGCGGUUUUGGGAACCACAAAACCCGACUGGAUUGGAAGAUGUUUUUGGUCGGGCUGUCUCGCUUGAUGAUGGACCACCCCAGCAUGCUCAGCAGCGGGAUGAUGCCGAGAGUGGCGGUGGGAGCUGGAGCAAGUGGUUUGGGUCCUCAUAA
Ustilago hordei is the source of this 1911-nucleotide messenger RNA. RefSeq lists its product as uncharacterized. The transcript has a single exon. Lineage: Eukaryota; Fungi; Basidiomycota; Ustilaginomycetes; Ustilaginales; Ustilaginaceae. The coding region runs from base 1 to 1911 and encodes 636 amino acids. Gene Ontology annotation, cellular component: chromosome, centromeric core domain; mitotic spindle pole body; nuclear inner membrane. The record is from RefSeq and is a predicted model, not a curated record. Gene Ontology annotation, biological process: nuclear inner membrane organization.